GCCCCUGCCUGCCCCCCGCUCCCGCUCUUCCGCCGCCUCCUCCGCCUCGGCGUCCGCCCCAACCGCUUCACCUUCCCUCUCCUGCUCACCCCCCUGUCCUCCCUCCGCGACCUGAGAGCCCUGCAUUGCCAAGUGGCCAAGUCUGGGUUCGCGCUCGACAGCCAUGUCCGCAAUGCCCUUCUCGCGCGCUACGCGGCAUGCGAUCCUGACCUGGCGCACGCUGAGCGGCUGUUCGACGAAAUGUCCCAAGCGGAUGUUGUCGCGUGGACCACUAUGAUCACCUCAUACAGGAAUCGAGGCCUCACCUUCCACGCUCUGGCGACCUUCCGGCGGAUGCUCUCUGCUUCUGUUGCACCCAACCGCGUUACCAUGGUUGCUGCUCUUGGCGCAUGUGCAGCCCAUUGUGCGGUUGACACUGGCAUCUGGAUUGAUAAGUACGUGCAGAAGCAGGGAUGGGAGAUGGAUGUUGUAUUGGGCACAGCACUGGUAGACAUGUAUGGGAAGUGUGGAAAAGUAUCAGACGGAAUGCGUGUGUUCUCAAAAAUGGCCAAUAGGAAUGUCUAUACCUGGAACUCUAUCAUUGGAGCACUUGCCCUUGCGCAUGAUGGCAAGACAGCAUUGCAGUGGUUCUCUUGGAUGCAGGAUGAUGGUGUCCAGCCAGAUGAAGUUACACUCAUUUGCGUUCUUUGUGCCUGUGCACAUUCUGGGUUUGUUGACACUGGGAAGGAAAUAUUUAACCUGCUCGUGCAAGGUGAGUAUGGGUUUCAACCUGGGAUCAAGCACUUCGGGUGCAUGGUUGACCUUCUUAGUCGCUCUGGACACCUUGAUGAUGCCUUUAGGGUUGUCGAGACAAUGCCAUUACAGCCAAAUGCAGUCAUAUGGGGCUUGCUAUUAAGGGGCUGCAAGGCCAGUGACUUGUGGUUGAGGGAGCAUGUCAUAAUGCGACUGGUGGAGUUGGAACCUGAGAAUGCAUCACAUUACAUUCUGUUAUCAAAUUUGUAUGCUGAGACAGGGAGGUGGCAGGAAGCUCAUGGGAUCUUGCAUUGGAUGAAGAAGAAGGGGCUGAGGAAAGAUGCAGGAUGGAGCCUUCAGAUGUUAGAAGACAGGUCAAAUAAAUAUACUACAGAUGGAUAUUUGUUGGAAUAUGUUGAGUGAGGAACAACAUUGGAAGAACAUGGCUCCUCCAACACCAAGAUUGGUAGUUCCUAUAGAUGUGAGCAAGAAGCCAUGGGAGCAAAAAGUCCCUCUGCAUAACCGUUGGCAUCCAGAUAUCCCUCCUGUUGCAGAUGUAAUUGAAGGGGAAUUGUUCCGUGUUGAGAUGGUCGAUUGGACUGGAGGAAGAGUCAGUGAUGAUAACUCUGCAGAUGAUAUCAAAUUCCUGGAUCUCACAAUUACUCAUUAUCUUAGUGGGCCCUUAAGAAUAGUUGAUGCUGAAGGGGUUCCAGCUUCACCUGGUGAUCUUCUUGCUGUAGAGAUCUGCAACCUUGGCCCACUUCCUGGUGAGGAAUGGGGUUAUACUGCCAUAUUUGAAAGGGAGAAUGGUGGUGGAUUCUUAACCGACCACUUCCCUAGUGCAAGAAAAGCUAUUUGGUAUUUUGAAGGAAUUUAUGCAUACUCCCCUCAGAUACCAGGUGUUCGGUUUCCAGGAUUAACUCAUCCUGGUAUAGUGGGUACUGCACCAUCUGCUGAACUUCUCAAUAUAUGGAAUAAGAGGGAAAAAAUAUUGGCUGAGACAAAUCACGAGUCACUCAAACUCUGUGAAGUUCUACAUCAGAGACCUCUUGCCAACUUACCAACCCCCGAGAACUGUUUACUUGGAAAGAUUCAAGAAGGGACUGCUGAAUGGCACAAAAUCGCAAAUGAAGCAGCAAGAACUAUUCCCGGAAGGGAGAAUGGGGGGAAUUGUGACAUCAAGAAUCUAAGCAGAGGGUCCAAGGUUUAUCUUCCGGUAUUUGUUGAUGGAGCAAAUCUGAGUACUGGGGACAUGCAUUUUUCCCAGGGUGAUGGUGAAGUCUCAUUCUGCGGAGCAAUAGAAAUGAGUGGAUUUCUUGAGCUAAAGUGUGAGAUCAUAAGAGGUGGGAUGCAGGAAUACUUGACUCCAAUAGGUCCAACACCACUUCAUGUGAAUCCUAUCUUUGAUAUAGGUCCAGUGGAACCACGUUUCUCAGACUGGUUGGUCUUUGAGGGCAUCAGUGUAGACGAGUCUGGGAAGCAGCAUUUUCUUGACGCAUCAGUUGCCUACAAGCGCGCUGUCCUCAAUGCCAUUGAGUACCUUUCCAGAUUUGGCUACUCCAAGGAGCAGGUAUACCUUUUGCUAUCAUGCUGCCCAUGCGAGGGUAGGAUAUCUGGAAUAGUAGACUCCCCUAAUGCAGUGGCAACCCUUGCCAUCCCUACAGCCAUAUUCGACCAGGAUGUAAAACCAAAACGCCUGAGUGGGAAACAAGGACCAAAGUUGAGAAGGCUUCCAGAUGUUUUGAGAUGCUCGUCCGAUGGACACCUUCCUGUUACGGAGGAGGACCCAAGCAGCACAAGGGCACCUUAACUAGUGCAAAAUGCACGGUCAUGUUCACAGUUCCCACUAUACGAUCAGCAAUUUUAAAUCUUAAUAAUCGUAUUUAUCGUUCCAACAUCUAUGUGGUGGUGUCCAUAAUGUGGGUUACCUGUUGUAAUCUAUGCUCUCUCCUCUGACAGACUGCCCUAUACCCUAGUAAACUCAGAGGUAGAUACACAACCGAAUGUUGCCGUAUUUUCUAUAUAUUGCAAUUUGCUAC
Molecule: messenger RNA, 2771 nt
Organism: Oryza brachyantha (malo sina)
Lineage: Eukaryota; Viridiplantae; Streptophyta; Magnoliopsida; Poales; Poaceae
Product: formamidase-like
Exons: 8
Coding region: 1127-2542 (471 amino acids)
Molecular function (GO): hydrolase activity, acting on carbon-nitrogen (but not peptide) bonds, in linear amides
Source: RefSeq, a predicted model, not a curated record